Molecule: messenger RNA, 4515 nt
Organism: Sycon ciliatum
Lineage: Eukaryota; Metazoa; Porifera; Calcarea; Leucosolenida; Sycettidae
Product: serine/threonine-protein kinase D2-like
Exons: 17
Coding region: 406-3270 (954 amino acids)
Biological process (GO): protein phosphorylation
Molecular function (GO): protein kinase activity; ATP binding
Source: RefSeq, a predicted model, not a curated record
UGAGCGGAACGGCCGCCGUUCUGCACUGGCUGCAUGCAUGGCAGUAGGGAGCCUGCACUUUCUGGUGCGCAUCCUCGCUGCUAACGACAAUCAUGAGACCCCCGCUAACUUUACCAGAAAAAAACGUCGAAUGGGUCUUCGGUACUGACUGUUCAAGUGACAAACUGAUGGUUGCGUCUACUUGAGUGGCCAGCAGAGUGGUGAUCAGUUUUCGAGCGACGGCCACUGGAAGCUGGUGGUGCUCUCGUAGUCCAGGUCCAGGAGGAGGGAGUUGCAGUCCUCCGCGUACCAGUGCUUACUCCGCAGCCAGCCUAGGAGGAGCAGCGGUCAAGAAAGGAGCCACCCUCAGAGGAACUCGCAGAAAGCAAUCAGUUCUGUUCCAACUGCCCUCAAGUCGUCUGCGCGAUGGAGAGUCACGACGGCAUUUCCGUGACGUUCCAGUGUGGCCUCUUUCGUGAACAACAACUUGUUGCCACCAAAGAACUUAGCCAGCUACGGCAGCAAGCGCUCAUCUUCUUGGAGAGAAAGUACCCCGAUCAUCCGUACAUAAACCUGAGUGGUUCGCUGACUCUGUGCGUCGUCGAUUCGACGGACAACGCAGACCAGUUGCCGUUCCGACGCAUCAACAGUGUUAGCGAUCUGAAGAAUGACUGCAUCGUGGGCAUAAGUUUAUCAACACGUGCCCAAGUCAGCGAGACACGGAUAUGCCCGCACUCGCUCUCUGUCCACUCGUACCGGUCACCGGCGUUCUGCGACUUUUGCGGACAGAUGCUGUUUGGCCUGAUCCGCCAGGGCCUGAAAUGCAGUGGCUGUGGCUACAACUAUCACAAGCGAUGUGCUUACAAGAUUCCCAACGACUGCUCUGGUCGCAAAAGCCAGCAAAACCAGCACCAUUCUCCGAACGGCAGUAUAUCAACGCUCAGUGCCAAGCACUACGCAGGAAGCUUUGACAGUGUAUCUUCGUCCUCAGCCACCAUGCCCGCCUCGGUGACCAGCAGCCAGGUGACGAUUGACGAAACCUCUUCGACAAACAGCAGCACCAUGUCGUCUUCGCCCUCUACCAUUACGCGUGCUUCGCCUGCCUCGCCGCCUGCCCUGGCACCACGGCGUUCCAAGUCCUGGAGUGGCAGGCCACCGUGGAUCGACAGAGCGCUUGCCGGACAGGCGGGCAGUGUGCAAGUGCCGCACACGUUUGUCGUGCACAGCUUCAAGCGACCCACCGUCUGCAUGUACUGUCGUCGUCUUCUUGUCGGUGUGUUCCGGCAGGGAAUGCGUUGCAAAGAUUGCAAAUACAAUGUUCACCGCCGGUGCAUGGAGUUAGUGCAGAAGAAUUGCACUGGAGAAAUCAUUGAAGAGCUGCUACAUUUGGAGGAAAGUGGCCGCUCCAGCGAUAACAACAGUGAAGCGCUGUCCAGUGUGGACGAGAGUGUCGACGAGGCCAACGAAAAACAUGCGGAGAAUGCAUCGCCAUCGAAGAGCAACAAUGGCAGCAGCAGCAGCAGCAGCGGUGGCAGGCGGCCUGAGCAGAAUGGAACCAGCUCCGAUGGUCAGGUCACUAGUCCUAUACAUCAGAGUGGGACGUCGUCGUCGUCCGACAAAGUGUCCCUGCACGUCAGCGAGAGCAACACGUCGUCCAACAUCCCGCUGAUGCGCAUUGCCAUGUCCGCCAACUACUCCAAGCGCUCGGAGGUGCGCGACGUGAUCAAGGAGGGCUGGGUGGUGCACUUCACGUCCCUUGAUCCCCAUCGUAAGCUGCUGUACUGGCGACUGGAUGCACGCACCAUACUGAUGUACAAAUCGCCGGAGAGCACACGUGUCCACAAGGAGAUCGCUCUCUCCAACAUUCUGAUGAUCGGGGUACCAACCUCGGCCACUCCGGUACCUCCCAACAGCACUCCACAUUGCUUUGAGUUCAACAUGCCCAAGGAUAUGGUGUUCUAUGUUGGUGAGCGGGUACCGUCACUAGAACGAAGCUCGUUGCUCAGCAAUGGUGCGAUUGCACUCCCAGAACGCUGCUCCUGGACCCUGCGUGAUGCUCUGAAGCAAGCGGUGGGUGAGCAGCAGGGAACGCCGUGGGAGAAGGCUAUCCGUGCCGCUUUCAUGCCCGUAACUCCCAAGCCAAGUGUCAAGACUGUUGUCAGUGUGACCGAGUCUGCGUCGCCACGCGGUCCUCCCAGCACAGACAUUCACAAUGAUUCCAGCAUCACACAGCAUCCUGAUGCGCAACAUACUCAGUCCGUCCGUCAGUAUGAGUCACCGAAUGUUGACAUCAGCAUCAUGUACCAGAUCUUCCCGGAUGAGCCACUUGGCUCCGGCCAGUUUGGAAUCGUGUAUGCUGGUGUACACCGACUGUCUGGAAGACAAGUUGCCGUGAAGGUGAUUGACAAACUGCGAUUCCCAUCAAAACAGGAGUCCGCAUUGAAGAAUGAAGUAGCAAUCCUGCACUCGCUGAACCAUCCGGGCGUCGUCAACCUAGAGCGCAUGUUUGAGACGCCUGAUCGUGUGUUCGUUGUCAUGGAAAAGAUGGAGGGUGACAUGCUGGAGAUGAUCUUGUCCAGCAAUGGCGGAAGACUCAGUGAACGUACCACUCGUUUCCUAGUUUUCCAGAUCUUGAUUGCUCUGCAACACCUGCAUAGCAAGAACAUAGUGCACUGCGACCUGAAACCGGAAAACGUCUUGCUGAAAGGAGACAUGAGCAUGCCGCAGAUCAAGCUUUGCGACUUUGGCUUUGCCCGUAUCAUCGGCGAGAAGGGCUUCCGCAAGUCGGUCGUCGGCACUCCGGCGUAUCUAGCGCCGGAAGUGCUAAGCAGCAAGGGCUACAACCGAUCGCUGGACAUGUGGUCUGUUGGAGUGAUCACCUACGUCAGCUUGAGUGGCACGUUUCCGUUCAAUGAGGACGAGGAGAUAGCGGAUCAGAUCAAGAACGCUGCCUUCAUGUACCCAGAGAAUCCAUGGGGAGAGAUCAGCAAGGACGCUAUCGAACUGAUCAACUGCCUGCUUCAAGUCAACCAGAAGAGACGCUACACAGUGGUCAAGGCUCUCCACCACACCUGGCUGCAGACUCGCCAAACUUGGCUAGACCUGCGUGGCUUGGAAGGUCAGGUCGGACAUCGCUAUCUCACACAUCCUGUCGAGGAUGCCUACUGGCAGUCGAACUCCGCCAUCGAAGCUAGUAAGAAUCCGGCUGGGGGCAAGCAGGCCGAUUACUUUGCCCAAUCGAAUCGGUCCACAACAACCAUUGAUGAGCGCCACGAGGGAGGCCAUCACUAAAGCAAUCUUGAACAGCUAAUAUCUCAACCACUGAAGUGUGAUAAUAUCUAGUGCAACGAAAGUGUACGAUUUUCUCUAAAGUGAGCUGGCAUCCCAGUCUACUACUCUGUUGCUACUGUGGACGCGGUUGAUACGUCGUGCACAUGCGACAUCCAUGCGACUAAGAUUUAUGUGACUUUUACAAGAGUGCCCUAUGACUGGAGACUCGAGAUGCAUACUCUUCGACUUUCUUUCGAUGCUGAUGACUUUUCGCAGCACUAUAUUUUGUGACAAGGCCUUGCAGUAAUAUAUGCACUUCAAGUGUACUUAUCAAUAACGGAGGCCUCAAUUGCUUCAACACUCUCUCCCUCUCUCUCUCUCUCACGCUCCCUCUCUCUGCAUUGACUUUCUCCGCAUACUAUUAGAUAAUACUGUUGUUGAGAUUGCAGCAUGCAGCCGGGGUCUGUUGCAAUUCCCAUUUCCGUAUGCAACCAGUGAUCAUUAAAAUGUCUUCUCAUUCUUUUGAUUGCUAUGCCAGCUCCGCUUCCUUUCCAAAUAGCUUAGUGUGCUCCUCGAAUGAAACGCAAUGGUAUAUUCUGCUGUUGGUGCAUGGUAACCGUAGGGGUUCAUGUAAACUGGCAUAGGCUUUUUAUCAUUCUUACACCCCACCUCUCCUCUCACAGCCUAUACCUGGGAGCAGAACAUUGUGUGGUGCUGCCGUAUGCCUCUGAGGUUGAUAUCUCUGAGUUGAUAUAGAUUGCACAUGUACAGACAGUAGUAUCUGCUCAGUUCCUAUGCAAGCAGAGAUACCUCGCGACAGUGUGAUUCCAUUCUGAUUUGUGUUGAGUUUCCGCCAACGUGCUUUCUCUCAAAUACUCUGGACGCGCACAUAAUAAUUAUUACUGUGUGUGACAUUUUGCUACAAGUAAGCGUGUGUAUUUCACAUCACCAUAAUGCUUCAGGCAAGGUAUCUUUCUGCUGCUGGGUCAGGCUUCUUGUUGUUAGAGAAGAUAAACUCAUACUCUGAUCUCCAGGCCCAACAAUAUUGCACACUUCGCGUACCUUUGUAUAACACUAUAGAGCAAUGACAAAACUAUUAAUUUUUAUAAUCAUGUGGCUACUACCAGAUGUGGAGUACCAUCGUUACCAUCUCUGACCCUUUUUAGAAUUAACUUCUGGCCGACAUUUCUAGGCAAGAGAACAUUUUCUUGCCUUUCAUACCAACCAUACAAUGAUAUAGUCAAGUAUCUUAUCAACACAUGUUCA